GAGGUCUCCGCGUGGCUAUAUAAACAUGGCUGGCGUGGUAAAGUGGCUGGGAAGUGUUGAGCGUGCUUAAGGUUCUCGGGGUGGCUCGGGUUUGUGGUUUUGAAAUUUCGGCCGGGUAACCACGUCGCAGAGUUAGGCUGGGGGGUGAGAGCCAAAGUGACGCCCUUCCGGGAGCUGCACAGCCUCGAGCGCUGCUGCUGCGGGACCCAAGGCUGAGGCGCGGGGCUGAGGCAGCGCACGUGGGAGCGCCGCUGAGGAAGCGGCAGAGCAGGUAUUGCUGCCGGCGGGGCCACGCGGACCGUAGGAAGGUCUCAGACGCGUGUGCCUGCUUCCCAGCCGGCGUCUGUCAUUGACUUGUGUGUCGCGGCCGCUGCGCCUCUUCUUAGCGAUGCUGUGGAGCCGGAACUUCACUGGAGUCGGCUGCCGCUUGUCAAGCCUCCGCUCGCUCGUGAUCCCGGAACGCAGGCGCUGCAGCUGCCACUGAUCCACCUGGGGGAUGUCCGCGGGCCUCACGGAACCGGCCGGCGCCGUCCCUCCCGCUGGUGUGAGCUCCUCCGGGACCCUGACCGGGGCUCCUGCCGGAGCUCUGCCGGCCCGGGUGGGAAGUACUCCCAUGGCCGUGGGCGCAGUGACUAAGGCUCCUGUUAAUGUCUGCGUGGAGUCCAUGGUGUCCCAGCCCCUACGGUCCCCCGUGGGGACCUUAGUGACCAAAGUGGCUCCUGUCAAUGCUCUUCCUAAACUCAGCAGCGGCCCUCGGCUGCCUGCUCCUCAGAUAGUCGCCGUGAAAACCCCCAAUACCACAACAAUCCAGUUGCCUGCAAAUUUGCAGCUUCCUCCAGGAACGGUUUUGAUAAAAAGUAACAGUGGUCAGUUGAUGUUGGUAUCACCUCAGCACGCUGUAACAAGACCCGAGACCACAAGUAACAUAAUUUCAAGGCCAGCUGUACCAACGAAUACUCAAACAGUCAAAAUCUGUGCAAUGCCGAAUUCUAAUUCACAAUUAAUCAAGAAAGUGGCAGUGGCACCUGUUAAACAAUUGGCGCAAAUGGGAACUACUGUGGUAACCACUGUUCCGAAGCCUUCCUUAGUACAAUCUGUGGCUGUGCCAACCAGUGUUGUCACAGUUACUCCUGUAAAGCCAUUGAAUACUGUAACUACUCUGAAGGCUUCAAGUUUGGGAGCAGCACACACCCCCGUAAGUGAGCCCAGUCUCAAAGCAGAGAGCUCAGCAGCUGUUCAGACUAAUCUUUCUCCGAUGAUGCUAGAAAAUGUGAAGAAAUGUAAGAACUUCCUUGCAAUGUUAAUAAAACUAGCAUGCAGCGGAUCACAGUCCCCAGAAAUGGGGCAGAAUGUGAAGAAGCUGGUGGGACAACUUUUGGAUGCAAAAAUUGAAGCAGAAGAAUUUACUAGACAACUGUAUGUUGAACUCAAGUCUUCACCUCAGCCUCAUUUGGUUCCUUUUCUUAAGAAAAGUGUGAGUGCCUUACGACAACUCAUGCCUAACUCCCAGAGCUUUAUUCAGCAGUGUGUUCAGCAGACUUCUGGCGACGUCAGUGGUACCUGUACCACACCAGUAACAACUUCCAUGGCGACAACAACAGUUUCCUCAAUACAGCCUGAGAAGCCUGUCAUUGUUUCUGGAGCAACAACACCCAGAACUGUGUCUGUACAAAGCCUGAAUUCUCUUGCUGGUUCUGGGGGAGCAAAAACUGGAGUUGUGACACUUCAUUCUGUGGGUCCAGCUGCUGUAGCAGGAGGAACAACAGCUGAAACUGUUUUGCUUCAGACUCCAAAACCACUUGUGACAUCUAUACAAACUACAGUUACAGCUGUCUCACUUCAGCCUGAAAAACCAGUAGUCUCCAGAGCAGGAGUGACACUGGCUCUUCCAUCAGUAACUGUUGGAGAAACUUCAACACCAGCUCUUUGUCUUCCACCUGUGAAACCUGUUGUUACUUCUGCUGGGACCACAUCUGACAAGCCUGUCAUUGGCGCUCCAGUCCAAAUCAAACUUACACAGGCAGGACCCAUCCUUUCACAACCAGCUGGUAUUCCACAGGCAGUUAAAGUCAAACACCUAGUAGUCCAGCAGCCUUCAGGAGGCAUUGCAAAACAAGCGGCUACACUUUCCCAUUCCUCAGCAUUGACCAUUCAGAAAUCUGGACUGAAGAAGAUGCCAGUGAACACUGCAAUAACUACUGUUCAGCCAUCUGCAGCUUCCAUUCUAAAGCAAAUUACCUUGCCAGGAAAUAAAAUUCUGUCACUUCAAGGAUCUUCUAUUCAGAAGAAUGAAAUAAAAGAGAAUGGAAUAACAUUCUUGAGAGAUGAAGAUGACCUCAAUGAUGUGACUUCAAUGGCAGGGGUCAACCUCAAUGAAGAAAAUGCCUGCAUCUUAGCAACAAAUUCUGACUUGGUUGGUACGCUUGUUCAGUCUUGUAAAGAUGAACCAUUUCUUUUCAUUGGACCUCUACAAAAGAGAAUUUUAGACAUUGGUAAAAAGCAUGACAUUACGGAACUUAACUCUGAUGCUGUGAAUUUGAUCUCCCAUGCAACACAGGAGCGAUUACGAGGCCUUCUAGAAAAACUGACAACAAUUGCUCAGCAUCGAAUGACAACUUACAAGACAAGUGAAAAUUACAUCCUGUCUAGUGAUACCAGGUCACAGCUCAAAUUUCUUGAACAGCUGGAUCAACUGGAGAAGCAGAGAAAAGAUUUAGAGGAAAGAGAACUGUUAUUUAAAGCAGCCAAGAGUCGUUCCAAUAAAGAAGAUCCAGAACAGCUGAGAUUAAAGCAGAAAGCCAAAGAGUUACAACAGUUGGAGCUGGCACAGAUUCAGCAAAGAGAUGCUAACCUCACAGCCCUUGCUGCUAUUGGACCAAGGAAGAAGAGACCACUGGAAUCUGGGUCUGGAAAUGAGGGCUUAAAAGACAACUCUCUUGCUUCUGGAACAUCCAGCCUGAUAGCCACCAAACAGUUGCUUCGUCCAAGAAUCACGAGAGUCUGCCUCAGGGACUUGAUAUUCUGUAUGGAGCAAGAAAGGGAGAUGAAGUAUUCUCGAGCGCUGUACCUUGCCCUUCUGAAGUGACCACUCCAUCCAGAUCCUUGCUGUUGACUGCCAAAGAAGACACAAAAAGCAUUGUCACACUCUCUUGAAAUUUCAGUUUCUGGGAAAAAAUCACCAUUAGGGAAGACUACUGUUUACAGUUGCAGACUUUUAUUAAAUCUUACUUGUACAUCCCAUGGGGUUCUUAAUGACCAGAAUUCAGCUUUGUCUUCUGAAAAUUGGUUAUGUAAUCAGAUCACACAGAAGUGGGCAUAUGCCUAGCUGUGCAUGUAAUCACAGCAAGGUAAGGCCCUGUUUGUUACUGCCUGCUUCAUUUGUCAGACUGUUAUAGGUGAUGUGUCUUUGCCUAAUGUAGUCUGGAUUGAGAUGCAGGGGAAGGAAAGGAAGAGUCGCUGCGUACCAAAGAAAUUGUAUUUCAGCCUGUAAUGAACCUGUCUCAAAGUGUUAGGUUUUCUGGGUUGGAAUCAGAUGUUGCUUAGCUAAUUAUGAGAGUUGCCUUCCGUAGUUGAAGGGGACAAGCCACAGAGCUGGAGCCUGUGGUGACUUUGAUCAGGUGAGUUCCAGUGUUGUCAAAACCGAGACAAAUGUGGAUAGUUUGUGCCUGGGGCUGCUGUUCUCUGGUUCAUGUCACCAUAUUCUGAAAUGAGGGGAUAUCCCUGUUAGGGAAACCUUAAAAUUGAAGCUGAUGAUAUACCUCACUGAAAAAUGGAAAAGGGGGAAAGUAUCAGAAGGAGUGAGGAGGCAUGACAUUCAAACUGAUGAGGGGAAACUGGGAAUGGAAUCAUACAAUAGGAAAUGUGCCACGUGUGCCUAAGGAGGGCAGUGGUGGAACUGGAACGCCAGAGCAACUGCUCAUGUUUUGUUGACAGAAAACAAUCACAGCCCCUCCAAAAAGGAAAACGUAACUAAACAUUUUCAAAUUACAGUAUUUCAAAAUAAAGUUCUUUUUGUUUUGUGUAUUGUUUUAAAUCUCAAGGGCAGUUUUGUAAAAUCUUUUAGUUACUAUGUUUUAAGCAUCCUGCAUUAAAAAUAAAUCGCAAUCGAUGACUAAAAAUUCAACGAUAGGGAUUCUAUUUUAGAUUCUAUCCUGAAAAAGUGCAUCUCUCAGACUCUUAGCUCUAAAUAUAUUGUGAGAAGCAUGUUAUAUAUAUUCAUCUGAGGAGGAAGCUGAUGUUUUACAAAUCGAACCCUGUUUUUCUUUUUAAUUCCACUUGUGUGACAUAGAGCUGGUGGCAAAUAAUAGCUGUAGUUACCGUCACAUAAAGAAAGAAUAAGUUCUCUGAGAAAGGUUUAAAAAGUGGAAAAGCUGUGCUUCAUAGAAAAAGAAUUCUUGGG
This is a messenger RNA of Phyllostomus discolor (pale spear-nosed bat), 4399 nucleotides long. RefSeq names its product TATA-box binding protein associated factor 4b (gene TAF4B). Gene Ontology annotation, molecular function: protein heterodimerization activity; RNA polymerase II general transcription initiation factor activity; DNA binding. NCBI's taxonomy places the organism in Eukaryota, Metazoa, Chordata, Mammalia, Chiroptera, Phyllostomidae. Gene Ontology annotation, biological process: DNA-templated transcription; transcription initiation at RNA polymerase II promoter. The coding region runs from base 497 to 3085 and encodes 862 amino acids. Gene Ontology annotation, cellular component: transcription factor TFIID complex. The record is from RefSeq and is a predicted model, not a curated record. The transcript has 15 exons.